AUGGGCCUGAUCUCGAUGUCUUUAAAUAAUCAUCCUCAUGGGACAUUGCCCGCAGACACCCAGGUAAAUCCAAAAGAUCAAGGCCCGAAACAAUUGAUGGUAGUGAGUCUACGUAAUGGCAGAGACUUAGACUUGGAGCAAGAGAGGGAUCGAGAAAGCAGACAGGCCGAGGCACUUGUACCAGUGCCCAUUGAGCUAGUUGAUUCAGCAAAACUGACAGAGGUGACAGUACAGCCUGCCCAGGAAGAAACAAACACACAAAUUGAGGCUGAGAAAGAAGCUGAGACAGUCCAGGAACCGGUAGUUGAGGUGGUGGCUGACAAAGAGAAAUCCCAAAUCAUUAGGAAGAAGAGACCUCUGGCACCAUUACCACAGAUGACUCUAACUCAGACCUGCAGUGCUGUGGUGACUAGACCAGUUGCUGAGAAGUUGUCUGAUCUAGGUAGUUUCACAAUUCCUUACACCAUUAGUAACUUUGCCUUUGCUAAGGCACUCUGUGAUUUGGGGGCUAGCAUGAAUCUUAUGCCCCUGGAGAUCUACAAGAGGUUAGGGAUUGGGAGAGCUAGACCCAUGUCUAUGUUGUUGCAGUUGGAUGACAGGACUGUGAAAAUACCCUCAGGAAGUCCGUUCUUUGCCACAGGGCGAUCCCUCAUUGAUUUUGAAACUAGGGUGCUCAAGAUGAGGUUGAACAAUGAGAAGAUAACAUUCAACAUGCAGAAAUCUAUGAGGCGACGAAGUGUAUUCGCUAGAAAUUUAGAUGAGGUGAAUGGGCGCUGGCUCUAG
Nicotiana tabacum (common tobacco) is the source of this 783-nucleotide messenger RNA. Lineage: Eukaryota; Viridiplantae; Streptophyta; Magnoliopsida; Solanales; Solanaceae. The record is from RefSeq and is a predicted model, not a curated record.